AUGGAUGUGACCAGCCAGAUGCCUUUCAGCCCUGAAUUUCGAGACAAACUGAAGGAAAAGAUCAACAAAACAGGUUUCGACCUCUCUUACGACCAAAAAUUAAUCAGAACAGCCUCCCAAUUCAGAAAGGAAUUCGAAAAGUUAUUCCCAAGGAAGCCGAUCAAAGGCAAGCUCUCAAAGAUCAGAAAGAAGGUCCGCAAAAGACAGAAGCAGAGGAGCGAGAGCUUAAAGGAUAGUUACAGGUUUAUCAACCACUCUAAUAUAAAUAAUCUCUCUUCAAACCCAAAUUUCAUCGCAUCAAAGCUUUCCCAAAACCAGAUGGAUAUUGCCAGGAAUUAUAACAACUCACAAGAUUUCUUAAUCUCUGAGCUCCAUAAUGGCUCCAAAUGUACGGAAAGAAUGAACCAGAAUAGCUUCAUGACUACUAAUAGAGAUCUUUCAGGCGGAAUCUACCCAGAACAGAACUCAAACCGAGACUUUGUUGAUGCAAUUAGUUGAACACAUACCAAGCGGCAACUUGAUUUUCCACAGAAUACCAAUGAUCUGUACCAUGAACUAAACAAUUCAACUGAGCAUAAGGAGGGAUCAAGGAAGGACUCCUUCCUAAUUUCGCCUAAUAAAAAGAUGAGGAUUAUAAGCACACUUGGAGGAACUUGAAAAGGAAACUGCAUAACAAGCCAGAGACGGAGUGGCUCAAUGCCUGAUAAGGUCACUUCACCUCACUCAAAGAAGAGAUCUCCGAACAAGUUCUUCACCAAAAGGAAAGCGCAUAUGCUUGGAAACAAGAUGACAAGAGAGUCGAAGGAGUCAUCAGCUUCUGCUAUCCGAUUGGGUUGUAAACCAACUUCAGGAAAACCUGGGGCUUUGAAACGAUAUUGCUCCUCACAAGAACAAUUAACAAGCAGGCCAGUAGAAAAAGAGCAAAAAUAUAGAAAAAAUAAACCAGAAUCUCAGCUUUAUAAUUACAUCAACCAAAGACUAUUAAUAGCUCAUAACGACAGUUGUGAGCGUCACAACUGCUAUUGCUCCCACCGAAAAAUUAAAGCGACAAAGCCAAAGAAGAUAACUAAUUUCAAAAAGAAGAUUAUUUCCAGAAUUUCUAACAAUAUUAUCAGGAAUACUUGGGAUUGCUUCCAAACAGAUGCUUUGAGCUGAAAUACCUUCAUCGAACAGCAUGAUCAAUCUGAACAAGCAUCAAAAACGAGUAAUCGAGACUGGAAUAAAAGAUAUUAUUUAAAAACCAAAAGUUUUAUGUUUAAAGACUCAGCGAAAUCGCCCAAAAUUAUGGUAGACAUUAAGCUAAUGAACUGCGGCAUCGGCUCUAAGAAGGAAAAGCAGCCACUCAGCAGCACGAAGCCGAUCAAAAUAUUCAGAAAUAAGAGCAAAAUCUCUAACUAUUUGAAAAAGAGAGCCUCUGGGAUGAAACUUCACCGGAUUUCUAAGAAAAAUCUAAACCAGAGUCCGGAAAAUACUGGUUAUAUCACUAAUCUGAAGAAUAUUUCACGGAUUAGCACUAGUCCAAGCCAGAUGAGGUCGAGCAACUACAUAUUCGAAAGAAAGAGAACAGCUACAGCUCCCAAGGAGAAGUUAAAGAUACGCAAAUAAAAACACAAGGAAAUUUAAGAAGAAGGGAUCACCUAAACGUACUAAGGACAACGAUAACCUUGAGUCUAAGGAAAUCGAGAUCUUCAACAUCAAUGAGGAGAACACCACUCCUGAUAAUAAUCAAGAGUAUAGGGAGUAUAAUAGCCCAACUCCUGAUGUCUGCCAUUCUAAACUUGAUGCUGGCUUUGACGAUCUUGAGAUCAAGACCCAAGAUGACAGAGUUAAUAUUAUAAAUAUUGAUAUUGACCUCAAAAAGACUAAGAAAGUGACUCCUCUUAACCUUCCUUCUGACAAGAACAACAGCCUUGCCUCUAAUGAGGAGGAGAAAAGACCCUUACAGAGUCCUAAAGUAAUGGCAAAUGCUUCUACAUCUCCUCUCUUGCAAAGAAACGCAAAGACGUUCAAGAACAUAGCUGUUAGUACGAAGGAUGUUGAUAAUAAUACCUUUGAAAUAAGAAAGUCAAGACUGUUCCAGAUUUACAUCAAAAACGACCCACUAUACGGCAAUCUCUCAGAGCAUGUGUACAAUGAUUAUGACCAACAAAACAUCUUAUCCCCUCACGAUGCAAAUUCAGCACUGAUCAAGGUGAAACUCAUAGUGCAGAGACAGGAUAAAGGGAUCCAUGAAGAAAUCGACUCUACCUUCGUCAACAGUUACUUCCGAAUAGGCAUGACUACGCUUGAAUACCUCAUGAACAUUUGUAGCAUGAAGGAUUACUACAAAUAAGGUCCAAGCCAGCUACACUGAUGACACAUUAGCAAACAGCAUCAAAACACUGAUUAGAAUUAAAUAAGAUGUACAAAAUUAUAGAUGUCUUGGCUAACAUAUUCAAACUAAUAAUUCAAAAAGACAAGCUAGAUGACUCUGACCUAGACCAAAAUAGACAGUUAGAAGAAAUAAUACGUGACCAGAUCAGCACGAAGUUCAAAGAAGGACCCUUUAAAAUGUGGAUCGAUGGGCUCAAAGAACUCUUACAGUAUUCUACUAAUAUAUCAAGUGCAAAGGGCAUCUCAAGUGAAACCAAUGACAAGCAACUAUCACCAAGUAAUGAAGAGAGCACUCAACGAAAUUAAGAAUAACUAACUCAAUUGCAAAUAACUAAGCU
Molecule: messenger RNA, 2711 nt
Organism: Moneuplotes crassus
Lineage: Eukaryota; Ciliophora; Spirotrichea; Euplotida; Euplotidae
Source: the annotation of a GenBank genome assembly